Messenger RNA from Staurois parvus, 360 nucleotides. The record is from the annotation of a GenBank genome assembly. NCBI's taxonomy places the organism in Eukaryota, Metazoa, Chordata, Amphibia, Anura, Ranidae.
CACUGACUGGCACUGAUAGGUGGCACUGAUUGGCAGCACUGAUAGGUGGCACUGACUGGCAUUGAUAGCUGGCAUUGACUGGCACUGAUGGGUGACACUGAAAGGCAGCUCAGAUGGGCACUGAUAUAUGGCAUUGAUGUGGCACUGAUGGGCACUGAAAUGUGGCACUGAUGGGCACUGGCAGGUGGCAUGGAUGAGCACUGAGAGCUGGCACUGAUGGACACUGACAGGUGGCGCUGUUGGGGCUACACAGAUCAUCAGGGCACACUGAUCAGCAGUGCUCUGAUGAUCUUUGUCAGCGUGACAGCUUGUGGGGAGAGAAAUGCUGAUAACCGGCAUUUCCCUGUUUACAUGUGGACA